This is a messenger RNA of Labrus mixtus (cuckoo wrasse), 2067 nucleotides long. RefSeq names its product OMA1 zinc metallopeptidase (gene oma1). The coding region runs from base 344 to 1876 and encodes 510 amino acids. Gene Ontology annotation, biological process: protein quality control for misfolded or incompletely synthesized proteins; mitochondrial protein processing. Gene Ontology annotation, cellular component: mitochondrial inner membrane. Gene Ontology annotation, molecular function: metalloendopeptidase activity. Lineage: Eukaryota; Metazoa; Chordata; Actinopteri; Labriformes; Labridae. The transcript has 8 exons. The record is from RefSeq and is a predicted model, not a curated record.
AACAACUGAAAGUCACCAGUCAACACGGUCACUCGUCAAACUGAAACACCGGAACUUUCUUGGCGGAGUUGUUUCUACGGGGAUCAUAAUUGAAGCAGGAACGUCAAACUACCAAAACAGUUUCGGUAUUCAAAGUUAUUUCAUUUCGUGUCGUAAAUGAGCUAAAAUGUUUAAACUAUGCAUGCUUAUGUGUUUUUUUAGCUAAAAUCCGGAACUUCCACUGACUGCCAAUCUAUAGAGAUGAAUAGUAAAGUCACGACAGUCAGUUUAACAUUAACAUGAUCUCUCUGUUGACUCUGUUCUCGCUGUAAGGACGAGGUGCGUUCACGUACCGGCACCGAAAAUGGUUUUACUAAGUUUCAGUCUGAUAAGGAGCGCUCGGUUCUGUUCCCGUCCCGUAAAUCUGACACGGAGCCUCCUUCAGAAACCUCCCAUCAUCUGUAAGAGAGCCACACAGUCUGUAUACCUCAGAGCUGCUCCACCUGUCUCAUUCUACACCAAUGGGAGGACGGUGUGUUUACGGACCACCUCACUGCUGCACCCGGCACCCGUGCUGACCCGGUGCAGACUCCACUUUCACACGUCGGCCCAUGUGAGGGCCCUUCCACUGCCCCUCCUGUGGCUGCUGCUCAAACCUCUGCAGAAGCUCACAGCUAUAAUCUUGGGCAGGAGUAUCAGGAAAUGGUGGGUGGCUCUCCCAGCAAACCGUCGGCAGCUGAUGCGGGUGUGGGCAUGGCAGCGGCGGUGGUAUCUGGCAGCUGGGGCAGGCGUUACCAUGGUCAUUGUAGUCCUUCUUCUCCUGACCCACCUGGAUGAGUCUCCAGUGACGGGACGGACACGCCUCCUGGUGGUUGGCAGAGAGAAGUACAUGGAGCUGGCUGCUCUGAUGUCAGAGGCGUAUGUGGAGGAGUUUAAAGAGCUGAUGGUCCCAGCUUCUGACCCCCGUCACCAGGCGGUGGAGAUGGUGGUGCAGCACAUGGUAAAGAGGAACGAGGACAUCCCAGAGGUGUGUGAUGUCCCCUGGACCGUCCACGUGGUGCAGAGUCCCGACGUCAACGCCUUCGUCCUCCCCAAUGGGAAGGUGUUCAUGUUCACAGGGAUGUUGGAGGCUGUCGCGGAUGUUCACCAGCUCUCCGUCGUCCUGGGACACGAGAUGGCUCAUGCUUUACUGGGACAUAGUGCAGAACAGGCCAGUCUGUCCCACGUGGUCGACCUCCUGUCUCUGAUUCUGCUGAUGGCCAUCUGGGCUGUGUGUCCUCAGGACAGCCUGGCCCUGCUGGGACAGUGGGUCCAGAAAAAGGUCACUGAGUUGAUGUUCGAUCGUCCGUACAGCAGGAAACUUGAAGCUGAGGCGGAUGAAGUGGGACUGCAAUUAGCUGCAAAGGCGUGUGCAGAUGUGAGAGCAGGCCCUGUGUUCUGGCAGCAAAUGGAAAUCAGAGACCAGCUGACAGGAGAACCUGAACUCCCUGAGUGGCUGUCCACACACCCCUCACACAGGAACAGGUACACUCAGAUGGACCGCCUUAUUCCACAGGCUCUGGAGCUGAGGGAGAGCUGCGUCUGUCCAGCUCUUCCUGCCACUGACCCUCGAGCCGUCUUCUCCCAGAGCGUCAAAGUGUUGCUAGAAAAUGCCAAGAACCAGCCGAGUGGAGGGCCAGAGGGGGCCCAGAAACGCCCCCUGCCCCGCAUCACGGCCUCAUCGCUCCCCUCUGGACUGUCUGUAGCUCUCCUCGCACCAACUGUACCUCCUGCAUCUCCAGCACCUCUACCUCCUGCUUCAACUGAAGACAGCCAAGAAAGUAAAGUAUCAGAGGUAGAUGUUCCUGCUCCUGCUGAGGGGGGAGGAUCCAUGCAGGGGAGGCAGAGCACCAGUUGACAGCACAGAGUCACAAACUGGUUAGCUAUCAAGUUCAAUGAACUAUUUAUAGAAGCUAUAAGUUUAUUUUUAUGGUCUUUUAAAUUUCCCACCUCUUUGCUGCUUUGGGUUUGGGCGCAAACUUCAGAUUAUUUUAAAUAUUGAUGCUCAAUUCUUCUUGGCAAUAAAUGGACAAGUUGAUAAUCAAAUAA